GGCUAUGUCUUUGCCUUUGAUUGGUGGCAAUACGAUCCGUCGUCCCAUUGGUUGUAGAGUCAGUGACGGCUACGAGCCAAUCACCAAUAGCUUAUCCCGCCCAGGAAAAGGAUAAAAGGGAAGGAGUAGCUCACUCGGUAAGAUACAGUCUUGCCUUGUUUUGUAAGUGAGGGCUUUCUGCGGGAACGUGAAGAAUGUCCGGCCGCGGGAAACAAGGAGGCAAAGUUCGUGCUAAGGCCAAGUCCCGUUCGUCUAGGGCCGGGCUGCAGUUCCCCGUGGGUCGCGUCCAUCGCCUGCUGCGAAAAGGUAACUACGCGGAGCGUGUCGGGGCUGGAGCGCCUGUUUACAUGGCCGCCGUACUGGAGUACCUGACGGCUGAGAUCCUGGAGCUGGCAGGCAACGCGGCCCGCGACAACAAGAAGACUCGCAUCAUUCCGCGCCACUUGCAGCUGGCCAUCCGCAACGACGAGGAGCUCAACAAGCUGCUGGGCAAGGUGACGAUCGCGCAGGGCGGAGUGCUGCCCAACAUCCAGGCCGUGCUGCUGCCCAAGAAGACUGAGAGCCAUAAGGCUAAAAGUAAAUAAGCUCAGUGGGCAAAGCUUCUCACGAGUUUUUUACACGAAAAUAAUUACAACCCAAAGGCUCUUUUCAGAGCCACC
Messenger RNA from Pogoniulus pusillus (Red-fronted tinkerbird), 659 nucleotides. RefSeq names its product histone H2A.J. The transcript has a single exon. Gene Ontology annotation, cellular component: chromatin; nucleosome. Gene Ontology annotation, biological process: heterochromatin formation. NCBI's taxonomy places the organism in Eukaryota, Metazoa, Chordata, Aves, Piciformes, Lybiidae. The coding region runs from base 195 to 584 and encodes 129 amino acids. The record is from RefSeq and is a predicted model, not a curated record. Gene Ontology annotation, molecular function: protein heterodimerization activity; structural constituent of chromatin; DNA binding.